This is a messenger RNA of Chara braunii, 1651 nucleotides long. The record is from the annotation of a GenBank genome assembly. Lineage: Eukaryota; Viridiplantae; Streptophyta; Charophyceae; Charales; Characeae.
GAUGGCGACAGGUAGCCAUCGACUGAUAUUGCACUUUCUAGUCUGCUCCUGCUUGCUGUUAAUCUGGUCUCAGCGGCCGUCAUCCUUUGCCUCCGCCUCAGGAAGGCACCUAAGAUUCUCUUAUUCUGCAUUGAAUAGAAAAGGAAACAAUGACCGACGGUCGAUGCAAGAGGAUGCGAUGUCGGAGCUCCGGGAGCUUGUCAGGGAUUACCUGUUCCGUACAGACAAACACCGCAGUCAGCAGGCGGAGAUGCCGAGGAAGCGUUCCGCAACUUCCGCCGGCCGGCGCUUGGCUACUCCAGCCGGUCAAGGCACUGGAACCGAUGAAAACGCAAAGUGUUCUGUGAAUUUCAAGAGCCUGAACUUCUCCACCCUGCGAGAUACAUGUCCUCCUACCCAGACGACAGAUGGUCGAUGCUGCAUACCUCUGGGACAGGUGAUCAGCGGCUUGCAUCUUGAUCUGUCGAUGUUGUCUGACAAGUGCAUAAAUGAGUUCUUCCUGGCCAUGAGCGACGAGGGGUUCGAUCCCAACCGUCUGCUAGGCCUCUGCAUGCCUCAUCUGGCUCCGCUGGUGCGGACAGGAAAGCCAUUCCCUACUUUCCCUAGACUUCCCGGAGCCUCGGUGACUGAGGUCAUCGGUAUACUCCGCAAAACUGCCACAACCGCCUACACCAAACUAGAAAAUGCAGCUCCAGGGUCCUUAGAGAUCGCAGGAGGGAGUGAGGGUGGUCCUGAUGUGGUCGAUAUUCUUCAAAAAAAUGCCAAGAAGGUGUACACUGCACUGGGAAGCACAGCUCUAGCAUCGUCGUCAUUAAACAUCGAAGGAGGGAGUCAGAGUGGCUCAUCAGAUGUGGCGGUCUCCUCCGAGUCCGGACUACAAGGCGAUGCGGAGGAGAGCUCCUUGCAACAAGGGCUUCUCUCAAGUCAAGCCCCCCCCUCUAUCGGAUCUCAUGGGGGGUCCGAGCCGUCCCAACCAGCCCCUCUUAGCUCAAGCGAUGAUGAAGCGGCGGCCGCAUCCAGUCUCUCCGAGGAGGACUCGCAAGCAACCUUGCAGAGUGAUGCUGGCAACAAUGUAGCUUCAUCGGGAUCGGGAUCGAGCCACUCGGUCCAAGGAACCCCUUCAAGCGAAGCACCCCUCGCGGAAUCCGAAGACGGCGAGUAUGAUCCCUCAGAAGCGCUCCCUAGCAGCUCAAGUGAUCAAGCGGACCCAUCGAUUGUGGACCAAUACGAGCUGCAAGGGUCCUUAGCGAGUGGGUCGGGUGCCCUGCAUGCGCCUUCAUCCCAGUCCGGACAACAUGGAAGCAGCGAGAACGCCGAGAAGAAGUCAACCGAAGGGGGAGUCCCCGCAAGUGAAGCGCGCCCCCUCUUGGGAUCUGACAGUGAUGCGUCUGACAAGUCGACACCCCUUCCCAAAUCGAGUGGUGAAUCUGCCCCAUCCAGUUCUACUUCAUCUGCAUCUGGACAGAAAUCCAGUCCUCCUUCGUCUGCAUCGGGACAACACGGGGACAGCGCGGAGAAGUCAAGUUGAACCAAAGAGGGAGCCCCUGCAAGCGAAGCCCCGCCGUGGGAUCUGGUGAUGAUCAGUAAUUCUGGCAAGUCGGAACCCCUCCCGCCCCUCCCGGGCCUCCCCAAAUCAAAUGAUAAAGCUGCC